AUGGCGCAUCACAGGAUGCUUUCUGUAAGGUUUGGAGAAGAAAUCAAAUCUUCUUCGAGAAUGAAGCAUGAUGGGAUUAGAAAUGGCACUCUACGUGGUAACAAGAAGCAGGAUCCAACAUGGGAGGAAAAGCAUAUAACUCCUUCCAAAGGAAGAAUCAACGAAAUGUUUGCAGAGACAAGACUUUAUGAGAGUCCCCAAGGGCAUAUUUCAUUAACGGGUUCUGCAGGGUCGAUUCAGUCUGGUCCUGUUUUCUUUUCGAAUCGAACCCGCAAGAGUAUCCAGAGCACAUCAUCAUCGCCGUCAUCAUUUAGAUCUAGUAGAACUUCACUUUCCAGCUCCUCUGGAGGGAAAAUAACGGGGAAGAAGAAAAAGGAGGAGAAACGAGCAUUGUUUUCUUGCAUGGGACGAAAAUCAUGCAAGAACUCAAGAAGAUCACCGGAACGUGCAAGAGUUAAUGAAGCGUUGAUCAUCGAGAGAGCGUGCGUGGUGGAGAGUCUGCCACAAUUCUGGGCAGAUAAGUACCGACCUGCUUCCCUGAAUGACUUCGUUUGCCACAAACAAGAAGCUCAACUUCUCAAGCAAUUUGUGUCUCUUGAUGAAAUUCCACACGCUCUGCUAAAAGGUCCCCCCGGUACAGGGAAAAGAGCCUUAGCAAUGGCUCUUCUGCGAGAAAUAUACGGCGAGGAGUGUUGGAACUUAUCCCACGAUAUAAGAUAUUUCCCCUUUCAGGAAGGUAGGCCUACGAAAAUAAGUGUUCCAAUAACGUUCAGUCGUCAUCACGUGGAACUAAACGUAAAUUUGGAGCGGAAUGCUAAGCAUGCUUUGAUUGGGUUAGUGAAGGAAAUGAACUGUAUCUAUGCAGUAACACCCCAAGAUGCCAAUCUCAAUAUCAAGUCAGAUUGUCAAGUGGUAGUUCUCUAUGAGGUUGACAAGGCAGGACAGGACAUCCAGCACAUAAUCUCAUGGAUUAUAGAUUGCCACUCCCAAAUAUGCAAACUAAUACUCUGCUGCCAAGAUGAUGUUGACAUUCCUGACUCUGUGAGGAACCUGCUCAAAGUGAUUGAGGUUCGUCCACCUACUAUUACUCAGAUUGUAGAGGUUCUGUUUGAGAUAGCAAGGAAAGAGGAUAUUCAUCUAUCAAUGAAUUUUGCUGCUAUGAUUGCAGCAAAAUCUAAUCAGAAUCUCAGGCAAGCUAUCAUGGCUCUUGAGGCAUGCAAAGCAUUCGAGUAA
Molecule: messenger RNA, 1233 nt
Organism: Neltuma alba
Lineage: Eukaryota; Viridiplantae; Streptophyta; Magnoliopsida; Fabales; Fabaceae
Product: replication factor C subunit 5-like
Exons: 6
Coding region: 1-1233 (410 amino acids)
Biological process (GO): DNA repair; DNA-templated DNA replication
Cellular component (GO): DNA replication factor C complex; nucleus
Molecular function (GO): DNA clamp loader activity
Source: RefSeq, a predicted model, not a curated record